Molecule: messenger RNA, 5370 nt
Organism: Sander lucioperca (pikeperch)
Lineage: Eukaryota; Metazoa; Chordata; Actinopteri; Perciformes; Percidae
Gene: pik3r4
Product: phosphoinositide-3-kinase, regulatory subunit 4
Exons: 21
Coding region: 389-4399 (1336 amino acids)
Biological process (GO): protein phosphorylation; protein targeting to vacuole; macroautophagy
Cellular component (GO): late endosome; phosphatidylinositol 3-kinase complex, class III, type II; phosphatidylinositol 3-kinase complex, class III, type I
Molecular function (GO): protein binding; ATP binding; protein serine/threonine kinase activity
Source: RefSeq, a predicted model, not a curated record
CUGACCCGGAUUCAUAACAACAGAUGAAAACGGCUAACGAGCUAACUGUGAUUCAGGCUGCUAGCUACUUUUUACGUUUAUUUUUUUUAACGGUUACGGUCCGUUUACCACAGCGGGGCGUUUUAACGGCGGCAGAAGUUCGGUAACGAUAGCUUGACAGCUGUCGUAGCCGAAGCACCGGGAAACGAAAUGAAGACGGUUACUCUGCGUUCAGGCUGAAGUUUGUUACCGUUAGCAGCCGUUAGCAGCGUCACUUUGAACGUCAACUGCUCGCUAGCGGCUAGCCUGCUGAAACGCACGUACACACAAUCAUCAUCAAUAACAACAACAACAGCGGUCCUGUCAACAGCAGCUGCCCCCCGCAGACGUUUGUGUCGAGGUUGCCGCGAUGGGGAACCAGCUGGCGGGCAUCGCCCCCUCCCAGAUCCUGUCCGUGGACAGCUACUUCUCAGACAUCCACGACCACGAGUACGACAAGAGCCUGGGCAGCACGCGCUUCUUCAAGGUGGCCCGGGCCAAACACCGCGAGGGCCUGGUGGUGGUCAAAGUCUUCGCCAUCCAGGACCCGUCGCUGCCGCUGACCAGCUACAAACAGGAGCUGGAGGAGCUGAAGAUCCGCCUGCACUCGUGCCAGAACUGCCUGCCGUUCCAGAAAGCCUCGCUGACGGAGAAGGCGGCCAUCCUGUUCCGCCAGUACGUCCGCGACAACCUGUACGACCGCAUCAGCACGCGGCCCUUCCUCAACAACGUGGAGAAGCGCUGGCUGGCCUUCCAGAUCCUCAACGCCGUGGACCAGGCGCACCGGGCCGGCGUCCGCCACGGCGACAUCAAGACGGAGAACGUGAUGGUGACCAGCUGGAACUGGGUGCUGCUCACCGACUUCGCCAGCUUCAAGCCCACGUACCUGCCGGAGGACAACCCCGCCGACUUCAACUACUUCUUCGACACGUCGCGGCGGCGGACGUGCUACAUCGCUCCGGAGAGGUUCGUGGACGGCAGCAUGUUCACCACGGAGAGCGACCAGAACACGCCGCUGGUGGACCUGACCAACAACAACCAGCGGGGCAGAGGGGAGCUCAAACAGGCCAUGGACAUCUUCUCCGCAGGCUGUGUGAUAGCGGAGCUCUUCACCGAGGGCGUCCCUCUCUUCGAUCUGUCCCAGCUGCUGGCGUAUCGUAAAGGCCACUUCCAGACGGAGCACGUCCUCAUGAAGAUCGAGGACCGCAGCGUCCGAGAGCUGGUAGCUCAGAUGGUGCAGCGGGAGCCGGAGAAGCGUCUGACAGCAGAGGAGUAUCUCAAGCAGCAGCGGGGGAAAGCCUUCCCCGACAUCUUCUACACCUUCCUGCAGCCGUACAUGGCUCAGUUCGCCAAAGAGACCUUCCAGUCGGCAGACGAGCGCAUGCUCGUCAUCCGCAAAGACCUGGACAACAUCCUGCACAACCUGCGAGGAGGCUCUUCUUCGUCUUGGUCUCAGGAAAGCAGCGAUGGCGUGCUGAGCUCCCGGGAGGAGCAGGGCCUCAUGGUGCUGGUGUCCGUCAUCACUUCCUGCCUGCAGACGCUGCACUCGUGCGACUCCAAGCUGGCGGCGCUGGAGCUCACGCUGCACCUGGCGCCGCGGCUCGCCGUCGACAUCCUGCUGGACCGCAUCACGCCCUACCUCCUGCACUUCUGCAACGACCACGUGCCCCGCGUGCGCGCCCAGGCCGUGCGCACCCUCGCCAAGGUGCUGGCGCUGGUGAAGGAGGUGCCGAGGAACGACGUCAACAUCUACCCCGAGUACAUCCUUCCGGGCAUCGCCCACCUCGCCCAGGACGACGCCACCAUCGUCCGGCUGGCGUACGCAGAGAACAUUGCCCAUCUGGCAGAGAGCGCGCUGCGUUUCCUGGAGUUGGUUCAGGAAAACAACGUGAACACCGAGCACGACCUGAGCGGCGAGGACACGGAGGAAAUACUCCCCAACGAAAACUACGACUCAGAGCUGCAGGCGCUGCAUGAGAUGGUGCAGCAGAAGGUGGUGACGCUGCUGAGCGACUCGGAGAACAUCGUCAAACAGUCGCUGAUGGAAAACGGCAUCACGCGGCUCUGCGUCUUCUUCGGCCGGCAAAAAGCCAACGAUGUGCUGCUGUCCCACAUGAUCACCUUCCUCAACGACAAGAACGACUGGCACCUGCGCGGCGCCUUCUUUGACAGCAUCGUGGGGGUGGCGGCGUACGUUGGCUGGCAGAGCUCCUCCAUCCUGAAGCCUCUCCUCCAGCAGGGUCUGAGCGACACCGAGGAGUUCGUCAUCUACAAAGCGCUCAACUCCCUCACCUGCAUGUGUCAGCUGGGUCUGCUGCAGAAGCCUCACAUCUACGAGUUAGUCAUUGACAUCGCUCCGUUCCUGUGUCACCCCAACCUGUGGAUCCGUUACGGGGCGGUGGGCUUCAUCACCGUGAUCGCACAGCACCUCAACGUGGCCGACGUCUACUGCAAACUGAUGCCCCACCUCAACCCGUUCAUCAUGCAGCCCAUCAUCCAGAUCGAUAAGGAGCUGGUCCUGCUGAGUGUCCUGAAGGAGCCGGUCAGUCGCUCCAUCUUCGACUACGCGCUGCGUUCCAAAGACAUCGCCAGCCUCUUCCGCCACCUGCUGCUUCGGCAGAAGAAGCGCCAAGGAUCUAUCCCAGAAUGCCCCACUCCCGAGGACCCGGCCAUCGCACAGCUCCUCAAGAAGCUGCUCUCGCAGGGGAUGACCGAGGCCGAGGAGGACAAGCUGCUGGCGCUGAAAGACUUCAUGCUGAAAUCCAACAAGGCCAAAGCCAACAUGGGCGAGCCGAGUCACCUGGGAGAGGCAGCCCAGACCGGCGUCAUCGACCUGGCCGCGCUCGGCAUCACUGGCCGCCAGGUGGACCUGGUUAAACCCAAGGCCGAGCCCGAGGACAAGAGAGCAGCGAGGAAGCACACGAAGCAGGACUCGACGAUGAACGAGGAGUGGAAGAGCAUGUUUGGGUCUCAGGAGCCGCCCUCCGCCCAGCCCGCCACGGCUGCUGACGGGCCGGGGAGUCAGAUCAGGAAGAGCACCGCGGUCCCGGCGGUGCCCGUGCUGCAGUCGGUGGCGAGCGGCCCGGCCUACCAGCGCCGCAUCAACACCUGCAAGGCGGAGCUGCAGCAGCUGGUGCAGCAGAAGAGGGAGCAGUGCAGCGCCGAGCGCAUGGCCAAACAGAUGAUGGAGAGUGCAGAGUGGGAGAGUCGGCCUCCGCCCCCUGGGUGGCACCCUAAAGGACUGCUGGUCGCUCACCUCCACGAACACAAAGCUGCCGUGAACCGCAUCCGAGUCUCGGACGAACACUCCAUCUUCGCCACAGCGUCCAACGACGGCACCGUUAAAGUCUGGGACAGUCAGAAGAUGGAGGGAAAGACCACGACCACCAGGUCUGUGUUGACUUACUCUCGUAUCGGCGGCAACGUGAAGACGCUGACCUUCUGUCAGGGCUCUCAUUACUUGGCAGUGGCGUCGGAUAACGGGUCCAUCCAGCUGCUGGCAAUCGAAGCAAACAAACCGCCAAAAUCCCCCAAAGUCCAGCCCUUCCAGACCAGGUCUCUGGACCUGAAGGAGGACGGCUGUGCGGUCGACAUCCACCAUUUUAACUCGGGCGCCCAGUCGGUGCUGGCGUACGCCACCGUCAACGGCUCGCUGGUCGGCUGGGACCUUCGCUCCAACUCCAACGCCUGGACGCUCCGCCACGACCUCCGCCUCGGACUCAUCACCUCCUUCACCGUCGACAUGCACCAGUGCUGGCUCUGCCUAGGUACGAGCAGCGGCACCAUGGCCUGCUGGGAUAUGCGGUUCCAGCUCCCCAUCUCAAACCACUCCCACCCUGCCCGAGCACGAAUCAGACGGCUGCUGAUGCAUCCGCUCUACCAAUCAUCUGUCAUCGCAGCUGUCCAAGGGAAUAAUGAAGUCUCAAUGUGGGACAUGGAGACCGGAGAUCGUAAAUUCACCUUGUGGGCGAGCUCUGCACCACCACUCUCUGAGAUGCAGCCAUCUCCUCACAGUGUUCAUGGGAUCUACUGCAGUCCUGCUGACGGGAACCCUCUGCUGCUGACCGCUGGAUCGGACAUGCGGAUCAGGUUCUGGGACUUGGCGUAUCCUGAGCGGUCGUACAUCGUAGCGGGAGGAGCCAACGACUCGCUGCACUGCCCGUCCGUCCUCUACAGCAGGAAGAUCAUCGAAGGAACCGAAGUCGUACAGGAGAUCCACAGCAAACAGAAGAGCGGCGUGGUGGAGGACUCGCCUCGCCGCGGCCCCGAGUCCCUCCCCGUUGGACACCACGACAUCAUCACUGACAUCGCCACCUUUCAGACGACACAGGGCUUCAUCGUCACCUCGUCCAGAGACGGCAUCGUCAAAGUCUGGAAGUGAGGACGCGCCGAGGACACGCCAACAGUACACACACACACAAGCACACACACACACACACACACACACACACACACACACACACACACACAGGAUACAUGUGUUCCUUGUGUGGUUUCUAAUCUGUGAUGGUUCGAGACACAAAGUCAUAUCCCCCAUUGCCCGUUAAUUAAGCAUUUCUAUUUUUCACUGUAGUUGAUAAACACCUCCUCCUCCCAUUGGCUGUUUUUGAUGAUGCGUUACACAUGUGGCUUCCUGUUCCUCAACCAGUCAGAUCUACACAGCCCAGCAGCUGUCACAGAGGAACACUUUCUGCCUCGCAUUAUUAAUGUGUGCACUUAAUAUGCUAAUUUUUGACGUAGGUCCGGGUUUUGGUGCGUUCCAUUUGUACUCGGGUACUCGAGUUCCAAUUCAGAAAUUACAAAUGGGAAUUUCAAGUGGGAGGCCCCCUGCAGUCGAAACCUCAGAGUUCCCUCGUGCAUCAACUGUAGGGAAAGCUGUACCACAGUUUAUUAGCACCUCUGUCCUAUUUGUGUCUCAUUAAAUCCCUCAUACACAGAGUCCAACUUCUUUCUCUCGACAUUUUUGCUACGGGAUUUUUAUGCACAAAAUACAGCGUAGUCCGUUGUUAUCAACUGGUACUGCUAACAUCGGCUAACCUGGCUAGAGCUUCCAUUCCCACUUGUUGUACUGGCUGCGCUCAACUCAUUCCCAGCUCGGGCUUCCGACUUACCAAAGUCGCACAAUAACACUAACUAACGGACUGAGGCAGCAGUAGAGCAGCAAACUCCCGUGUCCUGCCAGGUAAAAUCUCUGUUUUUGUCAAAGGAGUCUGGUGGCUUUGAAGAGAGCAGAGAUAACGGCUUCAGUUCCCCGUCGUAAAGGAGUGUCUGACAGCAAGAUGAAGCGCUGAAAAUAUUUUAAAUAUAGCGCACACUUAAACUGAAAUAAUGCGUUUAGCUGCUGCUCCCGUC